Messenger RNA from Pristis pectinata (smalltooth sawfish), 1638 nucleotides. Its product is annotated as EF-hand domain-containing protein 1-like. Gene Ontology annotation, molecular function: alpha-tubulin binding. The transcript has 7 exons. Lineage: Eukaryota; Metazoa; Chordata; Chondrichthyes; Rhinopristiformes; Pristidae. Gene Ontology annotation, cellular component: mitotic spindle; axoneme. The record is from RefSeq and is a predicted model, not a curated record. Bases 1 to 1545 code for a protein of 514 amino acids. Gene Ontology annotation, biological process: mitotic cytokinesis; cilium-dependent cell motility; mitotic spindle organization.
AUGCGGGAAGGGGACGCAGGGAGGGUGCAGGGUGGGUGCGGGGCCAGAGCAGCUCAGGUGCUGCGGUUCUUUGCCCACUGGGAUGACCGGGAGAACAUGUUUGGGGAAUGCCGUCAGUACAUCAUCCAUUACUACCUCGCUGAUGGGACGGUGGAGAUCAGGGAGGUUUAUGAGAAGAACGAUGGACGUGAUCCGUUCCCCAUCCUGGUGGGACGCCAGAGACUGCCCAAGUCACUGCAGCAGGCACACGCGAGCUUCCCUUCCAUCUCCAUGGAGUUGUCAGAGUACGAGGUAAAGGAGUGGUUCGGUCCAAGGGAUUUUGUCGUCGGUCAGCCGGUCACUAUCCUUGGACGCCAGUUCUUCAUUUAUGACUGCGAUGAGUUCACCAAAGAAUAUUACCAGCAGAACAUACGAGGAGUGGAUCUUCGACCUGUCCAUGUUACCGAAAAGCCCCCAGCUCCUGAGAAAAAGUGGAUCCCUCCCUACAAUGGAUUCGGCUCUCUGGAGGAUUCGGUGCAGAACUGCCUGUCGCUGAUCCCUAAGGCACCAAAGAAAGAUCUCAUCAAACUGUUGGAGAACGACAAGAUCAUCUUGCGAUACGAGGCCAGGAUGGAGUCCAGGUAUCCAGAGGACAGUGGCCGCAGGUUCAUCCUCAGCUUCCAUGUGGCCACUGACACCAUCAGCAUCUUUGAACCACCAGUCCGCAAUUCCGGCAGAACCGGCGGGAAAAUUCUGUCAAAGAUUAAGAUUCCGAAGCCAGGAAGCAACGCAGAACACCCUGAAUUCUAUACAGCCAGGGAUCUAGCCAUCUCUUCAGUUGUCGAAGUCAUUGGUUAUCGCUUCAUCAUCACGGAUGCCGACGAGUUUGUCUACAAAUACCUGGAAGCAAAUGCUGCAGGUUUCCCAAGCGAGACACUGGGAUCAUUUCGCCAGAAGGCACAGGAGAGGGUCAGUCAGGCAGCUCGGUGGGAGAUGGAGCAGAAAGCUGGCUCUGCAGCGAUCGAUUCAGAUCCGACACCCACAGUGACAGCUGCUGAGGAAUGCUCACUCACACCUCUGGAAUGUAAGCAGCUGCUUGAGACCGGAGCGUUGGAAGAUCAGCUUCAGGGAGACAUCUGUGACCCUCAGCAGGGAGAUAUCCAUGUGCCCAAAUACCAGGGAGAUACUCACACACCCCUGGACCCUGGCAAUAUCUGUGCUCCUCAGCCAGUAGACAUCAGUGCCAGCCAGUACCAGGGAAAUAUUCAGAGGCCCCUAGACCAGGGCAUCAGCUGUGGCCCUCAGAAGGGAGAUCCCCAUGCUCCCCAGUACCAGCACAGUAUCUGCACACCUCCAAACCAGGGCAUCAGCUGUGCCCCUGAAAUCCAGGGCCAUACUCAAACACCUCUGUACCAGGGAGGAAUCUGUGCUCCACAACAGGGAGAUGUCGAUGCCACUCAGUACCAAGGUGGUAGCCAUGCUCCCCAACUCCAGGGAGGGACUGCAACCCCCCCAUACCAGGGAGAAAUCUGCAGCCCCCACACAAUCCCAACUGGACCCUGUUGACACCUAAAUCUAAGGUUAUUGAAGAGUUAGUGUGAAAUCAGAGAACGUUGCUCUGUAUUCUGGAACCGAAUAAAGUCAAGUAUCGAACACUCA